Messenger RNA from Candidozyma auris, 3537 nucleotides. It is a transcript of the gene PYC2, whose product is annotated as pyruvate carboxylase 2. Gene Ontology annotation, biological process: gluconeogenesis; pyruvate metabolic process. The transcript has a single exon. Gene Ontology annotation, molecular function: ATP binding; metal ion binding; pyruvate carboxylase activity. The record is from RefSeq and is a predicted model, not a curated record. Lineage: Eukaryota; Fungi; Ascomycota; Pichiomycetes; Serinales; Metschnikowiaceae. Gene Ontology annotation, cellular component: cytoplasm. Bases 1 to 3537 code for a protein of 1178 amino acids.
AUGACUUCGCUUGCCACGUCCACUUCGGACCGGGCAAAGAUUAAUCAGAUGCGGAGAGAUCUGACUGUUUUGGGGCCCAUGAACAAGAUCCUUGUGGCCAACAGAGGUGAGAUCCCGAUCAGAAUCUUCAGAACUGCCCAUGAGUUGUCGAUGCAGACUGUGGCCAUCUACGCACACGAGGAUAGGUUGUCCAUGCACAGAUUGAAAGCCGACGAAUCGUACGUCAUUGGCAAGAAGGGCCAGUACUCCCCAGUGCAAGCUUAUUUGCAGAUUGACGAGAUCAUUAACAUUGCCAAGAGGCACAAUGUUAACAUGAUCCACCCAGGCUACGGUUUUCUCUCUGAAAACUCCACUUUCGCUCGUAAAGUUGAAGAGGCGGGAAUUGCUUGGAUUGGCCCUUCCUACACAACCAUUGAUGCUGUUGGUGACAAGGUCUCUGCCAGAACUUUGGCUUUGGAAAACAAUGUUCCUGUGGUGCCCGGUACUCCGGGCCCAAUUGACUCCACCGAGGAGGCCAAGAAGUUUGUGGAGAAGUACGGUUUCCCUGUGAUCAUCAAAGCUGCUUUCGGUGGUGGUGGUCGUGGUAUGAGAGUCGUCAGAGAGGGCGACUCCAUUGAGGAUGCCUUCAACAGAGCCAAAUCUGAGGCCUUGACCGCUUUUGGUAACGGCACCUGCUUCAUUGAAAGAUUUUUGGACAAACCAAAACAUAUUGAAGUGCAAUUACUUGCUGACAACUAUGGUAAUGUUAUUCACUUGUUCGAAAGAGACUGCUCUGUGCAGAGGAGACACCAAAAAGUCGUCGAGAUUGCACCAGCCAAAAACUUGCCAAAGUCUGUAAGAGACGCUAUCUUGACAGAUGCCGUUAAAUUGGCCAAGUCUGCAAACUAUAGAAACGCUGGUACCGCCGAGUUUCUUGUGGAUGAGCAGAACAGACAUUACUUCAUCGAAAUCAAUCCUAGAAUCCAGGUCGAGCACACCAUUACAGAAGAAAUAACGGGUGUUGACAUUGUCGCUGCUCAGAUCCAGAUUGCCGCUGGUGCCUCCUUGCAACAAUUAGGCUUGCUUCAGGACAAGAUCACCACCCGUGGCUUUGCAAUUCAAUGCAGAAUCACCACUGAAGAUCCCGCUAAAAACUUUCAACCUGACACCGGUAAGAUCGAAGUGUACCGCUCUGCUGGUGGUAAUGGUGUGAGAUUAGAUGGCGGCAAUGGUUUUGCUGGCUCUGUCAUCUCUCCUCACUACGACUCUAUGUUGGUCAAGUGUUCCUGUUCAGGAUCCACCUACGAGAUCGCUAGAAGAAAGAUGUUGAGAGCUUUGAUUGAAUUCAGGAUCAGAGGUGUUAAGACCAACAUCCCCUUCUUGUUGGCCUUGCUUACAAACGAGACAUUUAUUAAUGGUAACUGUUGGACGACCUUUAUUGAUGACACCCCAUCUUUGUUCCGUAUGAUUUCAUCACAAAACAGAGCUACCAAGUUGUUGAGCUACUUAGGUGAUUUGGCAGUCAAUGGGUCUUCUAUCAAAGGUCAAGUUGGUUUGCCUAAGCUUCUCACGGAGGCCUUGAUUCCAAUCUUGCACGACCCCAAGACUGGCAUCGAAAUUGACGUUGACUCUCCUGUGAAACCAAGGGGAUGGAGACAGGUUCUUCUCGAACUUGGCCCAGAGGGUUUCGCCAAGCAAGUGAGAAACUUCAAGGGAACCUUGAUAACUGACACCACUUGGAGAGAUGCUCACCAAUCCUUGUUGGCUACUCGUGUCAGAACUAUAGACUUGUUGAACAUUGCUUCAACAACUGCGCAUGCCUUGAACGGUGCCUUCUCCUUGGAGUGCUGGGGUGGCGCCACAUUCGACGUGUCGAUGAGAUUCCUUCACGAAUGUCCAUGGGCUCGUUUGCGCAAAUUGAGAGAAUUAGUCCCUAACAUUCCAUUCCAGAUGUUGUUGAGAGGUGCUAACGGUGUUGCGUACUCCUCUUUGCCAGACAAUGCUAUCGACCAGUUCGUAAAACAGGCAAAGGACAACGGUGUGGACAUUUUCAGAGUCUUUGAUGCUCUCAAUGAUUUGGAACAGUUGAAGGUCGGUGUCGAUGCUGUCAAGAAGGCUGGUGGUGUGGUUGAAGCUACGGUGUGUUUCUCUGGCGAUAUGUUGAACCCUAAUAAGAAGUACAACUUGGAAUACUACUUGAAUGUUGUUGACAAGAUCGUCGAAAUGGGUACUCAUUUCAUUGGUAUUAAAGAUAUGGCUGGAACUAUGAAGCCAAAGGCAGCUACUCUUUUGGUGAGCGCAAUUAGGGAGAAGUACCCUGAUAUUCCAAUUCAUGUUCACACUCAUGAUUCUGCUGGUACAGGUGUCGCUAGUAUGGACGCAGCAGCCAAAGCGGGUGCCGAUGUUGUUGAUGCAGCUUCCAACGCUAUGUCUGGUAUGACUUCUCAACCAUCUAUUAGUGCUCUCAUUGCUUCAUUAGAGGGCGAGGUCAAUCAUGGCUUAGAGGAAAGCUUGGUGAGAGAGCUCGACAACUACUGGGCUCAGAUGAGAUUGUUGUACUCAUGUUUCGAGGCUGAUUUAAAGGGUCCCGACCCAGAAGUUUACCAACACGAGAUUCCUGGGGGUCAAUUGACGAACUUGAUUUUCCAAGCCCAACAAUUGGGGCUUGGUGAAAAGUGGUUGUUGACCAAGGAGAAAUACAAGGUUGCCAAUCAUCUUUUGGGUGACGUUGUGAAAGUCACUCCCACAUCGAAGGUAGUUGGUGAUUUAGCCCAGUUCAUGGUCUCAAACAAUUUGACUGAAGAGGAUGUCAUCAAGUUGGCACCUGAAUUGGAUUUCCCAGGAUCGGUUCUCGACUUCAUGGAAGGCUUGAUGGGUAAACCUUACGGUGGUUUCCCUGAGCCAUUGAGAACUCAAAUGUUGAACAACAAGAGACCUAAGUUGGACAAGAGACCCGGUUUAUCCUUGCCACCUGUUGACUUUGCCAAAGUGAAGGAAGAAUUGGUUUCUCGUUAUGGUGAAUCCAUCGAUGAAUGUGACAUUGCUUCCUAUGUAAUGUAUCCAAAGGUUUACGAGGACUACCGUGCUACUCUUGAAAAGUACGGCGAUUUGUCAGUCUUGCCAACUAGAUACUUCUUGAAGCCAUUGGAUAUCAACGAAGAGAUUGUUGUCGAUAUUGAGCAAGGUAAGACUUUAAUUAUUAAGUUGUUGGCAGUUGGGGAAAUUUCCAAGCAGACCGGUACGCGUGAAGUGUUCUUCGAGUUGAAUGGUGAAAUGAGAUCAGUCACGAUUGAUGACAAAACUAUUUCCAUCGAAACCAAGACUCGUCCCAAGGCUUCUCAACCAAAUGAGGUCGGCGCUCCUAUGGCCGGUGUCGUCGUUGAGAUUAGAGUCAAGAAGGACCAAGAGGUCAAGAAGGGUGACCCAGUUGCCGUCUUGAGUGCAAUGAAAAUGGAAAUGGUUAUUAGUGCGCCAGUGAGUGGUAAGGUCGGAGAAAUCGUGAUCAGAGAAGGUGAUUCUGUCGACUCUGCCGACUUGAUCACAAGCAUUCUUAAAUAG